CGGUACGAGUCCCGCGGCGGGCUUGCGGGAGCUUGGUCGUCAGAGCUAAGGCGAGGAGAGACCGGGCGAGCUGAGAAAAGAGGUGAAAGAUUAUAUUGCAACGUGAGUCAAGUCUGACAAUUUAAGUCACAGAAGGUAACCUAUUGGGAAAAGUGAUACAAAUACUGGGAAAAAUCUGCUGGUCUACACUAAGGAAAAUGUCACAAGUUCAAAGUUCUUAUACCUUUGAUGCCCCCACGGACUUCAUCAAUUUUACAUCUUUAAAUGAUGAAGAAGAUGGCGAAAAUGUAGAUUUGUGGUUUGAGGAGAAGGCCAAUUUGGAGAAUAAAUUUCCUGGGAAGAAUGGGACAGGAGAGCUUUUGCAUGGCAAAACUACUCUGAGGAAAGCUAAUCUUCAGCAAGCUGGUGUCACACCUCUGAGACCAGUUGAUAACACUUAUUACAAAGAGGCAGAAAAAGAAAAUAUUGUGGAACAAUCUUUGCCUUCAAAUGCUUAUUCUUCCCUGGAAGUGGAGGGAGUAAUAUUGAAAAAUACUCCAGCUCAACCUCAAAGAAGAUCUGUUAGACUCUCUGCUCAGAAGGAUUUGGAACAGAAAGAAAAAUGCCAUGUAAAAAUGAAAGCUAAGAGAUGUGCCACUCCUGGAAUCAUUAGUGACAUUCCACCUUCCAAAAAAAUGAAAGUUUCUAAUAAUAAGAAGAAAUCAGAGGAAGAAGGCAGUGCUCGUAAAGACAUUUCUGACAAGAAUGAAUCUUCUCCAGAAAAAGCUAAAGGUAGCAGACACACUGUAGCUUGUAUACCACCUGUAAGACAGAAGGUUUUGAAAAGUACUGAGGAACAAGAGUUGGAGAAGAGAAUGAAAAUGCAACAGGAAGUGGUGGAGAUGCGGAAAAAGAAUGAAGAAUUCAAGAAGCUUGCCCUUGCAGGAGCAGGGCAACCUGUGAAAAAAUCAGUGAGCCAGGUAACCAAAUCAGUUGACUUCCACUUUCGCACAGAUGAGCGAAUCAAACAACACCCAAAGAACCAGGAGGAAUAUAAGGAAGUGAACUUUACAUCUGAACUGCGAAAGCAUCCUCCAUCUCCAGCUCGAGUGACUAGGGGCUGUACCAUUAUUAAGCCUUUCAACCUGUCCCAAGGGAAGAAAAGAACAUUUGAUGAAGCAGCUUCUACAUAUGUGCCUCUUGCACAGCAGGUGGAAGCCUUCCAUAAACGAACCCCUAACAGAUACCAUUUGAGGAGCAAGAAAGAGGAUAUUAACCUGUUACCCUCUAAAUCUUCUGUGACCAAGCUAUCCAGAGACCCACAGACUCCUGUACUACAAACCAAACAUCGAGCAAGGCCUGUGACUUACAAAAGUGCAGCAGACCAGGAGGCUGAGGAGCUCGAGAAACUACAACAGUACAAAUUCAAAGCUCGGGAACUUGAUCCCAGAAUUCUUGAAGGUGGCCCCAUCUUGCCCAAGAAACCACCUGUGAAACCAUCCACUCAGCCUAUUGGCUUUGAUUUGGAAAUUGAGAGAAGAAUCCAGGAGCGAGAAUCAAGGAAGAAAUUAGAGGAUGAACACUUUGAAUUUCAUUCCAGACCUUGCCCAACUAAGAUAUUGGAAGAUGUUGUGGGUGUUCCUGAAAAGAAGGUACUUCCAAUCACUGUCCCCAGGUCUCCAGCCUUCGCACUUAAAAACAGAAUCCGAAUGCCUACUAAAGAAGAUGAGGAAGAAGAUGAACCAGUGUUGAUAAAAGCUCAGCCUGUGCCACAUUAUGGAGUGCCUUUUAAGCCCCAAAUCCCAGAGGCAAGAACUGUGGAAGUAUGCCCUUUCUCCUUCGACUCUCGGGACAAAGAACGUCAGUUACAGAAGGAGAAGAAAAUAAAAGAGCUGCAGAAAGGAGAAGUGCCCAAGUUCAAGGCACUUCCCUUACCUCAUUUUGACACCAUUAACCUACCAGAAAAGAAGGUAAAGAAUGUGACGCAGAUUGAGCCUUUCUGUCUGGAGACUGACAGAAGAGGUGCUCUGAAGGCACAGACUUGGAAGCAUCAGUUGGAGGAAGAACUGAAACAACAGAAGGAAGCAGCUUGCUUCAAGGCUCGUCCAAACACUGUCAUCUCACAGGAGCCCUUUGUUCCCAAGAAAGAGAAAAAAUCAGUUGCUGAGGGCCUUUCUGGUUCUCUAGUUCAGGAACCUUUUCAGCUGGCCACUGAGAAGAGAGCCAAGGAGCGGCAAGAGCUGGAGAAGAGAAUGGCUGAAGUGGAAGCCCAGAAAGUCCAGCAGUUGGAGGAGGCCAGGCAACAGGAAGAAGAGCAGAAGAAGGAAGAACUAGCUAGGCUCCGGAAAGAACUGGUACACAAAGCAAAUCCAAUACGCAAGUAUCAGGGUGUGGAAGUAAAGUCAAGUGACCAGCCUCUGACUGUGCCUGUAUCUCCCAAGUUCUCCACUCGAUUCCACUGCUAAACUCAGCUGUGACCUGCAGAUACUGCCUGGCAGCUGGAGCUGCUUUUAACGUCAAACCAGGAGCCUUCUUCCUGUCGCUGGGAGUGGAGAGAACAGAUUUCUCCAGUCUUUUCAGCUACUCGUGUCAGACAGAAUGUACUUGACAACUAUGGGCUCAAGUUUUGUUGAGAGUUGUUUUCUUUUUGAGGCUUAUAAUGAGACUCAAUUCAUAUAUGCCUUGAUUAGACUCCAUGUAGUUAUUUGUUUUAUAUCAUCAGUUGACCUUUAAUAUGUGUCUUAACUCUGACUAGAAUUUCAAGUCUCUGUGAUAGCACAGUGCAGUCUUUAUUCCCAUUACCCCCUCUGCCUUUCUUAUAUAUAUAUUAUUAUUAUUAUUUUUAAAUCAGAAAAUAAAGAUAGUUAAAUCCUGAGAUAGGGUUUAAGUCCUGGUUUCAAUGAGGAGCAAUUGCUAUUUCAGAUUCUUUCCUCUUCUCUGCACAAAUGAGUUUGUAGUUAAGAAGCCCUAUGCUAUAAGGGUGAAAACCUCAUUAACUGCAUCACUGAGGAAGAAGAUGGCGUGAACUCCUGGGAACCUCACAGCAACCAUUUGGCAAGCUUUGGGCAGAGCUGGUUUUAAGGCAUCUUCUUCCCUUGUCAGUGCUGAGAAUUAACAGAGAACAGUGCAGAGUGUAUUUUAAAACCUGGCAUGUAAUAAAUACUUUUCGUCUUCUCUCUCAUUUUGUUAUUUGAUGCUUUUCAAAUCUGUCAAGCCUCUUUGGAGGACAUGUCUCACUGGAGAAAUGGGUAGUUUGAGAGGUGAGUCCAGAAUCUUUUUUUGUUUUUUAAGAUGUAUUUAUUUGAAAGGCAGAGUGACAGAGAGAGGAAGAGACAGAUCUCCCAUCCACUGAUUCACUUCCCAAAUGGCCACAAUGGCCAGAGCUGGGCCAGGCUAAAACCGCAAGCCAGGAGCUUCUUCCAGGUCUCCUAUGUGGGUGCAGGGGCCCAAGCACUUGGGCCAUCGUCUGCUAUUUUCCCUAGUGCAUUAGCAGAGAGCUGGAUGAAAAGUGGAGUAGUCCUGACUCAAAGUGGCACCAGCAUGGGAUGCCAGCCCUGCAGGCCAUAGCAUAACUCGCUGUACCACAAUGCCAGCCACUCCAGAAACUUGAAAGCACAGGCUCAGUCCUUUAAAAAAAAAGUUGUAUUUUUUUUUUCCUAUAUUAGAAUAUUCUUCCAUAUUUUGUUAACUCCCUCCCAGUAACUACCCAGUGUUCUGUUACACCUUUGUAUAGACUGUUUCUUCCCAAAAUGACCUUUAUCUCAUCUGGUAAAUUCUUCCCUGUAAGACUCAGCUCAAGUAAAAUCUCUUAGAAAUUGUUCCUUAAACAUCUGACCUCCUCAGGUAAGGACGGUGACUUCCUUCUUUGUGCUUCCCAGGUGUUUCUUGUGCCUAUCCCUUGUAGAGCAGUUUCAGCAUAUCUGAGUUACUUGUACUUUUUAUAAACUAAUAGAGAUGCAGAUAUUUAAUUUGCUUAAAGAUAAGAAUUAUCAUAGUCAUCUCUCUGUUUCUUGUGGAUAGCACAAUAUUGGGUUAGGUUCAUAUUAAAUGAUAUAUUUUCUUUUAGACUUUAUUGUUUUUGAAUAUCUGUUCUUACCUGUGAUUUACACCUGUGUCGGGGGCUAACAAAGCAUCCAUAUGAAGCCCAGGCUAGUCAAAGGUACUGUAUGACAUCAAGCCUAUUUUAAAUUCAUUUUUUAUGCAUCCAGUGAGCGUUUAUAGAUCUCCUAUUACGUAGAAGCCAUUGUAGAUGGAGCAGUAGGUGACAGAGUAAGAUACUGUGUCUCACGGUACAAUUUGCAGACCCCUGGGCCUCUUAAUGGCCCACAACUGAUGUAAAGUACAGUUCCUGUGUUCAUUUCCUAAAUGCCUGUGGUAUAUAGUUUCCUAACUUUUUAGUUCAUUUAACAGGUUCUUAUUUGGAGCUAUGUCUUGGCACUGUUCUAUCCCUGACAAUACAGCAAUGAGAAAUAAAGGAAGAUUUGCCUUCAUCGAGCUUAGGUUUUAGUAGGGGAGAUACACAAUAAGCAAAUAACUAUUGUGUCAGGUGGGAAAUGUUGCUCCAACUGCCAAGCAGUGAAUAGAAUAGGGUGGGGAAGAGCAGCUUGCACAUUUUAAUUGGGAAGGUGAAAAAACUCUCUUGUCCCAGUGAAAGCUAAUAGUGGCAUGGGGUAGGGGGGUGGCAGUGGGGUGAUGAGAGGCAGUUGGAUUCUGAAUGACUUUUAUGGGGUAACUGGCAAGAUUUGCUAAUGGAUUGAAUGUGGGUAGAGAGUGAAAGAAAGUGGAAUUCUAGAGGUUGCCAAGGUAUCAGCCCUCUCUAUCCCUUAUAUUAUGGACAUCCUAUUCAAUCCUGGUUCUUAUUUUUCUUGUGGAUUCUCAGAUCAAUGCAUUGUUUUUUCCCCUGUUUAUCUCUACACCACAACACCAGGCUCUUGGUCAUGGUUUUCUAUUGCUAAUAUUCUGAUGCUAAUUAAUAUACUUGAAAUAGUAUUCACUUUUUUUUAAAGGAUUUAUUUAUUUGAAAGGCAGAGUUAUGCAGAGUGAGAGAGAGAGAGAGAGUCGUCUUCCAUCCACUGGUUCACCUUCCAAAUGGCCGCAACACUGGAGCUGGCCAAUCUGAAGCCAGGAUCCAGAAGCCCCUUCCGGAUCUCACACAUGGGUGCAGGGGCCCAAGGACUUGGGCCAUCUUCCACUGCCUUCUCAGGCCACAGCAGAGACCUGGAUGGGAAGUGGCAAAGCUGGUGGAUGCUGGCACUGCAGGCUGUGGAUUUACCCACUACACCACAGCACUGACCUCACUACUGUUCACUUUUGCAUCAAUUGUUUUAUACUUGCAUAAUUUUUGGAUGCUAUUUUCUCCCUUUUUGGUUUUCUUUAGAGUUUUGUUUCUAAAUUAAAGUGAUAGAUAGACUGCAGUUGAUCAUUGUAACACAAGAUGGGAUGUGAGGGGCCAGCACUGUGGCAUAAUGAGCAAAGCCACCCGAGUCUGCAGUGCCAGGAUCCCAUAUGGGCACCAGUUCCCAUCCCAGCUGCUCCUCUUCUAAUCUAGCUCUCUUCUAUGGUUUGGGAAAGCAGUAGAAGAUGGCCCAAUUUCUUGGACCCUGGCACCCGCAUGGGAGAUCAGAAAGAAGCUCCUGGCUCUGGAUCUGGCCAGUUGCAGCCAUUUGGGGAGUGAACCAGCAGAUAUGAGACCUCUCUCUGUGUCUCUCCCUCUCUCUCUCUGUAACUCUGGCUCUCAAAUAAUAAUAAAUUUUUUAUUUUUUUUUAUUUUUAUUUUUUUUAAAUAGCUGAGAUGUGAUUCAGUAAUGUGAGAUACAGUGCUUUGGGAGUUUAGGGAUUCUUGCUGGCAAUGAGGUUUCAUGCAGUUUAAAGCCUUGGUUUUUUUUUAAAGUAAAAUUUGCAAAAGAAGCAUUGCCUUUUAGAAACAAUACAACUCUGGGGCUGGGACUGUUGUGUUGUGGGUUAAGUUGCUGUCUGUAGCGCUGGCAUCCAAUAUAGGCACAGUUUGAGUCCCGGCUCCUCCACUUCUGAUCCAGCUCUCUUCUAAGGCACCUGGGAAAGAGCGGAAGAUGGCCCAAGUGCCUGGGUCCCUGCACCCACAUGGGAGACCUGAUGAAGCUCCUGGCUCCUGGGCUCUUAGGUAGGGCCCAUCCUUAGCUGUUGCAGCCAUUUGGAGAGAACCAGCAGAUGGAAGAUCCUCCCUCCCUCUCUCCCUUUCUCUGUGUAGCUCUGCCUUUCAAAUAAAUAUUUUAAAAAGUAAAAAUAGGUGCCGUGGCUCACUUGGCUUAUCCUCCGCCUGUGGCACUGGCACCCCAAGUUCUAGUCCAGGAUUGGGGCACUGGAUUCUUUCCCAGUUGCUCCUCUUCCAGUCCAGUUCUCUGCUGUGGCCCGGGAAGGCAGUGGAGGAUGGCCCAAGUGCUUGGGCCCUGCACCUGCAUGGGAAACCAGGAGGAAGCACCUGGCUCCUGGCUUCGGAUUGGUGCAGCGCAUUGGCCAUAGCAGCCAUUUGGGGAGUGAACCAACAGAAGGAAGACCUUUUUCUCUGUCUCUCACUAACUCUGCCUGUCAAAAAAAAAAAAAGUAAAAACUAUAAAACAAAAAAUUAAAAUCUCUUUCCUAUAUUCCUAUUCCCCAGAAGUAACUUGUUCACUAGUGUGUUCUUCGAGAAUGUUUGUUAUGUGCCCAUGUAUUUACAAAGCAUUUCAACCUUUUUUUAGAUAGUGAAAUUGUGGUAUUCUGUACUUUUUAUGAACUUUGUUCUUUAGUUAUGCAUUCACUGAAAGACAUUAAAGGCAAAAAUUGUUUUCUUCUAACUGUGUAGUUCCUCUCCCUGGAGAUAGUGCUCUCAGUAUCUUGUGUUCCUUUGCACAGAUGAUUUCUGUAUCUUGUUCACCACUUGUUUUUUAUACAAAUAGCAUUACACUGUAUUCCCUGUACCUUACUUUUUUCAGUGUGUUAUGUAUUUGAUGUGAUUCAGGUGCUACCUUGGGCAUAUCUGGGUUUCUUUGGCUGAAAUAUUUGGUG
Molecule: messenger RNA, 7002 nt
Organism: Lepus europaeus (European hare)
Lineage: Eukaryota; Metazoa; Chordata; Mammalia; Lagomorpha; Leporidae
Gene: TPX2
Product: TPX2 microtubule nucleation factor
Exons: 18
Coding region: 198-2444 (748 amino acids)
Biological process (GO): regulation of mitotic spindle organization; activation of protein kinase activity
Cellular component (GO): microtubule; spindle
Source: RefSeq, a predicted model, not a curated record